This is a messenger RNA of Patella vulgata (common limpet), 883 nucleotides long. Its product is annotated as zinc finger protein 235-like. Gene Ontology annotation, biological process: regulation of transcription by RNA polymerase II. The record is from RefSeq and is a predicted model, not a curated record. Bases 70 to 774 code for a protein of 234 amino acids. Gene Ontology annotation, molecular function: RNA polymerase II cis-regulatory region sequence-specific DNA binding; DNA-binding transcription factor activity, RNA polymerase II-specific. NCBI's taxonomy places the organism in Eukaryota, Metazoa, Mollusca, Gastropoda, Patellidae. The transcript has a single exon.
GGUGAAAAAUCUUAUAAAUGUGAUGUUUGUGGUAAAUCAUUUACUACUGGUAGUAAUCUACUAUCACACAUGAAAAUUCAUAAUGGUGACAAAUCUUAUAAAUGUGAUGUUUGUUGUAAAUCAUUUACUGGUAGUAGUAAUCUGCAGACACAUAUGAGAAUUCAUACUGGUGAAAUGCCUUAUAAAUGUGAUGUUUGUGGUAAAUCAUUUAGCCAGAAAGGACAUCUACAGGGCCAUGUGAGAAAUCAUACCGGUGAAAAACCUUAUAAUUGUGAUGUUUGUAGUAAAUCAUUUACACAUAAUUGUAAUCUACAGAAACACUUCAGAAUUCAUACUGGUGAAAAACCCUAUAAAUGUGAUGUUUGUAGUAAAUCAUUUACUACCAGUAGCAAUCUACACAAACAUGUCCGAGCUCAUAAAGGGGAAAAGCCUUAUAAAUGUGGUGUUUGUAGUAAAUCAUUUACUGAGAGCAGUAGUCUACAAACACACAUUAGAAUUCAUACUGGUGAUAAACCGUUUACAUGUGAUGUUUGUAGUAAAUCAUUUACUGAUAAUAGUGGUCUCCACCAACACAUGAGAAUUCAUACUGGAAAAAAACCUUAUAAAUGUGAUGUUUGUAAUAAAUCAUUUAGUCUGAAAGGUAAUUUACAGACACACAUGAAAAUUCAUACUGGAGAAACGCCUUAUAAAUGUGAUGUUUGUAGUAAAUCAUUUACUGAGAAUGGAAGCCUACAGAGACACAUGAGAAUUCAUACUGGUGAAAAAACCUUAUAAAUGUGAUGUUUGUAAUAAAUCAUUUAGUCUGAAAGGUAAUUUACAGACACACAUGAAAAUUCAUACUGGAGAAACGCCUUAUAAAUGUGAUGUUUGUAUUAAAUCAUUU